Molecule: messenger RNA, 2374 nt
Organism: Hemibagrus wyckioides
Lineage: Eukaryota; Metazoa; Chordata; Actinopteri; Siluriformes; Bagridae
Gene: fndc4a
Product: fibronectin type III domain containing 4a
Exons: 6
Coding region: 538-1200 (220 amino acids)
Molecular function (GO): protein binding
Source: RefSeq, a predicted model, not a curated record
CGUAACGCAACAUCUUAACGACUGAAGCAGGAUGCAUUAUUAAAUAUAGACGGGAGGGUUUUUCUUUCUUUCUUUCACACUGAGCCAAAGCGCCUGAGAGGGUGAAGAGUUAACGUUAUAGCGCUGCGCGUUGCUUUAACAGAUCCACUGCUCACUACACAACUACCACUCCAGUAUGAAGCUCAGACCAACUCUGCGAUCUUCAUCUUACUUGCUGUAGGAUGCAUCAAGAAAACCUGUAUCCUUUACACGUGAGCUGACUUUUAUUCCGAGACUGGACACAUAUAUUCCAGCAGUGGAAGAUGAAGAAAAUUAGUCAAGACACCUGACAUAACGCGACAUGGACGUCAUCUGGAGCUCGUCAAGUGUGUGUGUGAGCAUGAUCUUGUUGGCGAAACCUAUAAAGUUGACGGACUUGCUUUAAAUUUGGUUAAUUGCGCCAAUAUUCGGGAAACAUGGAGCGGAUGAAGAAGCGCGCCUGAAGCUAUUUGGAGUCUGCGAGAUCUACAAGAAGAAACAGAGGCACCGACGGGAAAUAUGGCUCGCCUCUUCGUUCUGCUCAACUCUGUCGCACUGUUGCUUUUUGGCACUGACAUGUUUUUGGUUGGAGCAAACCGCCCACCCGCUCCAGUCAACGUGUCUGUCAUGAAUCUGAGGGCUGAUUCAGCCACAGUGACCUGGGAGGUUCCAGAGGGGGACAUCAUUAUUGGCUUCUCAGUCCUACAGCAGAAGCAGGAUGGCCACAUGCAGCGGUUCAUCCGGGAGGUAAACACCACCAGCAGAGCCUGUGUGCUUUGGGACCUGGAGGAGGAGACGGACUACAUAGUCCAGGUCCAGUCUAUCGGCCUGUAUGGGGAAAGUCAGGCCAGCAAGCGUGUCCACUUCAAAACCCUCAAGAAAUCAGACCGCUUCCCUUCUAACAGCUCAAACCAAGACGAUCCCACUGUCGAAGGUCUAGACAAGUCGAGAAACCUGCAAACAGGAGAGAUGAUCAUCAUUGUGGUGGUGCUGCUUAUGUGGGCAGCGGUCAUCGCACUCUUCUGCCGGCAGUAUGACAUCAUCAAGGACAACGAUAACAGUAACAGCAAAGAGAAGGUGAAGCCUUUGUCUGAGAGGAGCACACCAGAGCACCACAGUGGAGGACUGCUCAGGAGCAAGUUCCAUCAGUCCGUGCCAUCUAUCAACAUCAUAGAGGUCUAAUGGGACGAGUGAAGAUGUCUGCUCUUCUAACUGUCAACAUGAUGCUACAUUGCUGUAAACCUUCUCCACCACAGAGUCAGGAUGCCAUUCGCGAGGAACCAUUAAUCACACUGGCUGCCAAUGAAGCUAGAACUUCUCAUCCCAUAACUAUGAGUGCGCACGCCGAACAUUUCAAAAGCAAUCCAUUCCUGUAGGGCAAUUAUACGUAAGGUGAAGUACAGCUGUAUUAAGGGAGCUCAUUCCCACUGGUUUCAUGUUCAUUCAGUGUGAUCGCAGUGCACACUUUUCAUUCUGGGAUCAUGAGACUACACUGGAUUGUAUUUUUGAUGUGGUCCUGUGAAAGGCUACUGUAGCAGAACAGGGGUUUAUGGUUCCAGCUGUGGUGUGUGUGUGUGUGUGUGUGUGUGUGCUGUCACAACCUCUGAAACUGUUGAAUGAAGCCAAGUGUGCAUUCGGGGACAUAAUACAAGUACCCUUUUCUGUCGUUGUGGCCAAAAAUACAGAAGCUCAAAGGGAGGCUCAGCACAUGCUUCUGUGAUAAGUUUUCUUACAGAGUAGAAAGAAUAGAAGGCCGUGUCACUGUUGGAUAUAUGAUGAAUGCACCAGAACUGAUUACAACUUGAAAAAAAAAAGCUUUGUUUGCACUUUAUGUAUGUAUGAAUAGUUUGGGUAACAUUGAACAUAAAAGACACCCAUAAUAAGCAUCAUUUUAGCGUUUAGUUAACAUACCAUAAACAUAGCAUUACACCAUAAGCUAAUGUUAAAUAUGUAAUUAAUGCCUUUUUAAAAACAUAUAUAUAUAUAAAGCUGAAUUCAGUUGACUACUUUUAGUAUAAUGCUGUAAUGUUGAUUAAUUUAUGGUCAUUUUGUGGAUUUAUUUGAUUAUUUUCUUAGUCCUUAUUAGAAUAAAGCAGGUGUAUUUAGUUAAAAACAAAAAUCACACACUUUAUUUUAAGGAGCACAGAUUAUAGGUUAAUUAUGGGCGUGUUCUUUGCUCAGUAAAGAUUUGGAGGAAACCCCAAAUCAGACACUUGUUGGUUUAUUUACUAAAAAUUAGACUUUAUUCAUUGAUUUAACACCUAUAUUAGUUUUUAAUUGGUGAGCUGUUAUGUAAAAAAAAAAAUCUAAUAAAUGCAUUAUUAGUUGUGAUCAUGUGCAACAAAUGCAUUGUUAA